Cucurbita moschata (crookneck pumpkin) is the source of this 1750-nucleotide messenger RNA. RefSeq names its product OTU domain-containing protein DDB_G0284757-like. The transcript is spliced from 11 exons. The coding region runs from base 436 to 1518 and encodes 360 amino acids. Gene Ontology annotation, molecular function: cysteine-type deubiquitinase activity. Lineage: Eukaryota; Viridiplantae; Streptophyta; Magnoliopsida; Cucurbitales; Cucurbitaceae. The record is from RefSeq and is a predicted model, not a curated record. Gene Ontology annotation, biological process: protein deubiquitination.
UCGUGAAUCGAUUUUGCCUUUUUGUUUCGAUCUUCUGCGUGACUUCUCGUAUUCCUUGCUUGAUUUUUGGGUUUGUUUGUAUUUCGAGGAGUUGUUGGCCUUGGAAAAUCGCUUUUCAAAUUAGGGUUCUUCUCUGUUCGUGUUUAUGCCUUUUUAUUUUUUAAGGAAAUUUCAUCCUUCUCUUGAUCAAUAAGCAAACAUUAGCCAUUUCUGCUCCAUCCCCCACGUGUGGCCUGGGAAUUUUAAGACUGCGACUGUUUUUCUUUAUUUUUUUGGUUAAUUUUUCCGGAUAUAUCAUAUGUUUUACAUUGCACAAAUGGUAUUUCAGGUUUGAGUUUAAACUGUGGAAUUUUUCUUGGUGAUGGUGUUUUUCCAGGCAAUAUUGGAUUGUUAAUUUUUUUAUAUUCUGGAAUAUUUGGCGCUUUUUGUGGGGUUAUGGAAACGUACGAUGUCGAUCCUGAUGUCAUGAGAUGGGGCCUUCAUCUUUUAGAUGUUUGUACCUUUACAAAUGACAGUUCUCGCAAUACUGUUACUGAAUAUAGAUUUGACCCGAGUUAUAGUCAAGUGGCAUAUGUCAAUGAAGGUUAUUGUGAACCGUGUACUGUGAAUUUGGAGAAUGAUGAGGCUAUUGCACACGCUUUUCAAGAAGAGAUAUCUAGAAUUGAUUCUAUAGAGCUUUCUGGGGUAUCUGAUUCUGGGGAAGACCGUCUGCAAGCAUCUGUUCUUGCACAGGAUUGGCUUGGCCCUUCGUCUAGGCAUGACCCUUUUGGACUUGAGGGUGAUCAGAAAACAACUCUUGGCAACGACAUAAAAGUUGGGGAGACGGAUGAUCUGAGAGGCAACGAGGUGGAGAAAAUGGGAAAUCUCUCUUCAUAUCACCACAACACAGUAGAUAAUCCUUUUGCGGAUGAAUGCUCUUCAUAUUCAUUGGAAAUAAUGGAUGAGUCUUCACUUGAUGGUGAAGUGGGCAAAAGACUGAAUCAAAUCGUUCCGGUUCCGCAUGUUCCCAAGACCAUUGAGAAGAUACCUUCAGCUGAUGAAGAGAUGUCAGAUCAUCAACGACUCCUUGAAAGAUUGCAGUUGUAUGAGCUGAUCGAGAACAAGAUUCAAGGAGAUGGCAACUGUCAGUUUCGUGCUCUAUCAGAUCAACUAUAUCGGUCUCCUGAGCACCAUGAUGUUGUGAGAGAACAAAUUAUAGCACAGCUUAAGUUUUAUCGAGAAAUAUACGAGGGUUAUGUUCCAAUGGCCUAUGACGAGUAUCUGAAGAAGAUGAGCAAGAAAGGAGAAUGGGGCGAUCAUGUUACACUACAAGCUGCUGCAGAUUGGUUUGGAGUUAAGAUAUUUGUUAUAACUUCAUUCAAGGAUACAUGUUCUAUUGAAAUACUUCCAAAAGUUCAAAAGUCCAAACGAAUUAUUUUCUUGAGUUUUUGGGCUGAGGUGCACUAUAAUUCAAUUUAUCCUGAAGGAGAAAUCCCAACUUCGUUCGCGAAGAAGAAGAAGAAAUGGUGGAACUUUUGAGUUUAAAGCUUCUUCCUUACACAGCAAGUGGUAGGGUUAUUAUAGAAAAAUGGUUGAUAGUUUCUGGGUUUUCUUCCUCUUCAAAAGCUGAUGAUUGCUGAUCUGAUGGAUGCCUCACUAUUUCAUUUCUUCUGUAAAUAUUUGCACAUUAAUUAUUAUUAUUUAUUAUUAUUAUUAUUAUUAUCAUGUAGAGCCAUAUUCUUUAUCCUAAUCCAUCAUAUUUUUGUUUGCU